AUGCCAUUGCUGUGGUUCUAUCUCCGUCUCGAUUCUCGCAAAUACAUGCGCUGGGUCGUCUUCUUCGUCAUAUUCUUCAACGUCGGAUUAUCCCUUGCGAGCUUCAUCGGCGCACUGGCGGGCUGCAGCCCUCCAUAUCUAUUUUGGACUAACCCAAAGUCUAGCGCCUGUAUGUCGCUGGAACUACAGCAACGCUUCUACGAGGUCAAAGGCAUCUUGAAUAUCACAGCGGAUAUCUUGACAUAUCUAUCCCCAGUUCCAAUGCUCUAUGGGCUCCAGUUGACUUGGCGCAAGAAAGAGGCUAUUCUAGGUAUCUUUGGGCUAGGUAUCUUGUCCAUUGCUGCGGCCUGCGUCCGCUAUGAUUUUGUCACGAAACUAUCCUCCGCCAAAGAAGAGUAUUACCUUCUUUUGGCAGACUCCCUCAAUUGGUGCACAAUUGAGGCUUACGUUGCUAUCUUCUGCGGCUGCCCUCCCCCACUCUCUGUCCUGAUCAAAACCUAUGCCCCGUCUAUGUUCGGUUCCAGCGCUGCCAAAUACCCAAGUAGCGCGCAGUCGCCCGGAGCAACCUAUCCGCAGCGACGGAACCCUCUGAAGAGUAAUCGGCGGUGGGGACUAGGCGAUAUGACACUAGGUAGUCAGGAUCCCAUUGUCACUGUCAGCAAACCCGACCAGGAUCAGGAUGGAAUCAUGAUGAAGACGGAUAUACAGAUGGAUGUGGCGAUGCGAAAGUUGAUAGAGGAUAUGACUUAUAGGAGAGAGUAUUAUGAUUUUGCGAAAAGGACAUGA
Molecule: messenger RNA, 786 nt
Organism: Penicillium atrosanguineum
Lineage: Eukaryota; Fungi; Ascomycota; Eurotiomycetes; Eurotiales; Aspergillaceae
Exons: 3
Coding region: 1-786 (261 amino acids)
Source: RefSeq, a predicted model, not a curated record